AGGCUUCUUAACACCUAACCAUAAGUAUAGAAUACAAGACAAGAACACUUUUAGUUGAAAAAACUUAGGCUACCUAGCUUCUACAAGAAGAGAACAACAAUGAGAAAAAGCUCUAUUAAUUUGAUUUCUUUUCAUAUUUGAAACAAACUCAUCUUGGGAUCUGGUGUCUUGGGGUCCAUGUUCUGAAACUGAUGUGCCCUUUGUGCUGGGCUCCUUCUGUCAACCACCAAAAGAAAAAGAAUCUCUCACGGAUUGGGAAGGCAUUUAGAGCAAAUCAUACAACUCCUCACACAACUGGUUCCAAGAGUUUUGCAAGAAAGAGACAAGAAUUUGAAAAACAACAUGAUAGAGAGCCAGGACGUAUUGAGUUUUUUGUAGUAACUCACAAAACUAAAGAUGGGGAGUACAUUAAUCAAUCAUCAAGUGAUUUUGCGGAGGACUUAAUGGGAGAUCUAGCUAAAAAAACAACCACAUCGGAAUUCUCAAAUGCCACCAAACAAAUUGAAGAAAGUGUUUUUAGGGAUAAAAAGGGCGAAGAUCGGUAUGGUCGUGUGAGAGGUUAUGGGAUUGGUCCUACACCAACACAAGUCUUUGGAAUUCAAGCUCAUCUAAGGAAUGUAGAGAAUGAAAGCCAUGAUCCAAUGAAAGAUGAAGUUCAAAGAUUGCAAGUUCAAAUGCAAGACAUGCAAAAGAAACACGAAUCGGAAAUGAAUGAAAUAAAAUCUCUAUUGCAUAGACUUGUCACCCAAUCUGUGAAUUUAGGCACCGAGACAAGUGGUACACCAUCACCUUAGAAGACUACAACUUUGUUUGAGCUUAAUUUUUGUAAAACUUAAAAGUAUUACAAUUCUAGCAUUAAGUUUA
Ananas comosus (pineapple) is the source of this 864-nucleotide messenger RNA. RefSeq lists its product as uncharacterized. The transcript is spliced from 4 exons. The record is from RefSeq and is a predicted model, not a curated record. NCBI's taxonomy places the organism in Eukaryota, Viridiplantae, Streptophyta, Magnoliopsida, Poales, Bromeliaceae. The coding region runs from base 192 to 794 and encodes 200 amino acids.